Messenger RNA from Xylona heveae TC161, 2844 nucleotides. RefSeq lists its product as hypothetical. The coding region runs from base 104 to 2644 and encodes 846 amino acids. The record is from RefSeq and is a predicted model, not a curated record. Gene Ontology annotation, cellular component: cell division site; plasma membrane; cytoplasm. Gene Ontology annotation, biological process: septin cytoskeleton organization. Lineage: Eukaryota; Fungi; Ascomycota; Xylonomycetes; Xylonales; Xylonaceae. The transcript has 8 exons.
CCGAUGAUGACAUUUAUUUGACUGCACGUCGUAGAACUGUUUAAGUUCAAUGUUGCAUGAAUCAAAUCGCGCGCCUGAUUCUUGAUCCUUGUAAACGUCUGUCAUGGAAUUGUCGCGACAUGAGUACCCAGCGUUGCUAGGCUCUCUGCAACCAGGUCAGGCCGUCAUAGCCUUGAAUGAGCGACUGAAACGCAUUGGAAAACUCAAUUCGGAGAUUGCAGAUUGGUUGCAGGAGCGUCGUCGAGUUGAAGAGACCUAUGUCCAAGGACUACGCAAACUCGCACGAAGGCAGCCCCCUGAUGAGUACUCUGAACUUGGGAUCUUCCAAAUACCAUGGCAGAAGAUCCUGAGCUCAACCGAUUCUUUGGCGCAGUCUCACCACAUUCUGGCACAAAAAACCGAAGCAGACAUUGAACGCCCUUUGCGUGAAUUUAUUGCGAAAAACAGAGAAAUGCAGGCUAUCAUGACCAUGCAAGGAAAUUUAGCCGCGCGUGCCAAAGAAAUCGAAACAGCUCAGAAGAAAGUUGAUAAAUUGAAGGACAAAGGAGCGAAGGCGUCAGCUGGCAAGGUCGCUCAGGCCACUUCCGAGGUUGAAAGCGCAACGGCCACUUGGGAUUCACAGGCGCCGUAUAUAUUCGAAAAGCUACAAGCGGUGGACGAAAAUCGCCUUAAUCACUUGAGGGACGUGCUUACCCAGUAUCAGACUCACGAAGUGGACCAGGUAGAGAGAAAUCGGAUCGUCGCUGAAGAGUGCCUCAACGUCCUCUUGAAUAUUGAAACUGCGGAUGAGAUCAAGACCUAUGCUAUUAGGACCGCGGAAGGGCGCCCCCGCAUUGAGAGGCAGAGGAGCAGGACUACUCCAAGUAGUACACUUGCACCUUCGACCCCAGCCAUUGUCGCGGAUGAUGGCGCCAGCCAGGGUUCUGGGUCUGUUAAAGAGCAACGACAUGGAGGAUUAAGCAGUUUAAAGAGACUUGGAACGGUGAUUGGGCGUCGCCGCCAAAGUGCCACUCCAUACGGUCGCCCAUCGUCUCCGGAUAAACGGUCAACUUCGAAUCUUGAAACUUUUGCCAGAGCAGGGAGCUCGCGAGAUCAAUCGCACAUUUCUGCUUCGCCCCGAGGAUCGUCGCCCCACCUUCCAUUGCCUUCAACACGUGAGGAAGCUGAACCGCCUGGAGCCUUUGACUUGCCUUCCUCUCCGAGAGGCCUUUCCAGCUCUCAUGAGAAAACAAACGGCAAUGAGGACCAUCAAGCCAUGGAAGAUAAUCUUAUUUCAGGCACAGGCGCACCGAAUGGCGUCUCUCAACACACUGGUUCAAUUGCAAUCGAAGCCGCACCCGAAGAGCCUUCUUCCUUAAGUAAAGAGGAAAUUACGGAUGCUGAGGGGUUCAGUGUCCCACCCCCCAGCACUGAUGCCAUAUCACAAGCAGAGCAAGAAGCUGCAAGUGAAAAUGCUGCACCACAGUUUAAGCUCGAUAUACGAAAUGAUCCGAUUCAGGAAGAAGACGGUGAUGCAGAAUCAGCUUUGGCAAAUGUUGCUAAUACACUCCGGGCGCAGGCAGCCCCUAACCGAAAGGCUGGGACCUUGCGUGGCCGCCGAGAUGUUAGAAACACCAUCUUUGUGCCUUCACCAACUAGUGCAGAGCAAAGCAGCAAUGAAUCCCCGGGAUUGCCACAGUCACCUUUCCGCAUCGGCAGGACAGCCACCCUACUGUCCGAGGAUCAUGCGAAUUCAGAUACCCUUUCCGUACACUCUUCGCGUUCCAUGAACAGUUUAGCUAGCUCUGCCGUGAAGCACCCGGAGUUGCAUCAGCCAGGGCUCAAUUCAUCUCUCAUUGAGACUAUAAGUGCCUGGUUCCAGCAUGGACAAAUCAGUAAGGCAGUGAUGAUUGGCGAACUUGCUUUGGCAUUCAAUCCGAUCGACCUUUCUGCCCCCUUCGGCACCGAAACUCUACGCCUCGAGAACUUUCCCAUUCUUGAAAAGGUUGCGCCGAAUCCGACUUGUAUCACGCAAGUGCCCGACAAGGCUGGAGAAUACACUGUCAACCUGGCCAGCAUUACUCGCACUACGGUCGCUUUCAAGUACCAGAUACAUAUGCACGAAGGAAACUUCGCUGCCCACAUUCCAAUCGCGCUCACACCAAUUUGGAAGAUCGAAUCUACUCAAGCCUCAGUCAUCCUCAAUUAUUCCAUAAAUCCAUCGUUCCUGCCUGGGGAGGGUCGGACCGUUCACAUGCAAAAUGUGAUGUUCGUGGUCCAUCUUGAAGGCGCGAAGGCGACAUCCUGCCAGUCGAAGCCCGUAGGAACAUUUUCUCGAGAAAAGUCUGUUAUUUAUUGGAAGCUGGGAGAGCUCACUCUCGACCAAGAAAAUCCACAGAAACGGUUACUUGCUCGAUUUGCAACCGAAUCUGAAGCUAAACCCGGCAAUGUAGAAGCCAGAUGGGAAAUUGGAGCUGGCAACAAUCCAGAGCUAGGAAGCGGCUUGCAGCUCACUCAACUUAAUCAGACCAAAGAAUCUGCCGGGGGAGAAGCUGAAAGUGCUGAUCCUUUCGCAGAUGAAAGCGCUAUGCCUAGUCCAACAAUCACGUGGAAGGAGGUUCCGACGCUUAGGAAACUUCGCAGUGGGGUGUUUACCGCCAUAUGAAUUAAGACAUUUAUCUCAAGAUAUUUGGGAAUGAUACUGUCUAUCCUUGACUAAAGAGCAGCUUCAGAGUUGAUAUAUUUGUCAGGGUGUGAAUGCAGAGCCAGCAUGUGCGACAUGUCGAAACAUAUAACUUAAUAACUAAUAUUUUUAAUCUCAAAUUCUUCGAUAUCAUUUGUGUGAGGGUAGUAAAAUUCACGGAC